AUGGAGCAAACUUUCACUGUUGAGUGUCCCCCCUUCGAUGUGAAGAUCUCUCACUGGGACCGAAUCCUCCCUCCGACACAUUCCAAGCGCAUUCUCUGCUUCUCCCUCCCAGACCAUACCGACAGAGAGCAGUUGACCGAUUAUCUCCGAAUUGCCUUCCACCACACCGUUCAACGUUUCCCUAUCCUGGCAGGCUCCGUCGUUCCCUUCUCAGAUGACCAAGGUGGCCGUCCCUGGCUUCGUAAUAUCAUCCCCAGCGGCGCGGCCCACCUCAUUGUCAAGGAUCUGUCAGACGAGCUCAGUUUUGCCGACUUGGCCAAGGCCAACUUUUCGCAGCAUCUGCUGAACACCGAGCAGCUCUGCCCCCUCCCAGAAGUCGGAUACUUUGGAAAGGAGCAGGUGGACGUCUGCCGCUUCCAGGCCAAUUUCAUCCAGGGCGGCUUACUGCUGGUCGUAUCCAUCAUCCACAAUGCGGCUGAUGGUCGUGGCGUGACCGAGAUCAUCAAGCUCUUCGCCGACGAGCUCCGCAAGGCCCAGUCCGGCGAAACAGGCCAUCCUCUCCAGCAGAGAACCGAGGUCUACCGCUCGGAUCGGACUGAAUUCGUCUCGGGCCGCGGCAUCCCUGGAGCCAUCGAGAACCACGCAGCCUGGACGUCUUCGCCGUCGAACGCCCACGCGCAGAUUCACAAUGUGGAGAAUUCCUGCCACACCUUUCGCCUCAACACUGCGGCCCUUUCCGAGCUCAAGCGCGUUCUUUCCUCAACCUCCACCGGGGCAGACGACUGGUUCUCCACCAACGACGCCAUCUCGGCCUUUAUCUGGCGGAGCAUCAUGGUCGCCCGGCAUCGCGCGGGCAUCCUCGAUGCCGACGCAACCACAUACGUCGCACAGCCUGUGGAUUGUCGCUCGAAACUGAAGAUUACCGAGACCUACUUCGGGAACGUCAUCUACAUGACCAAGUCGUCCGUGCCGCUAUCCGUGCUCGCGGAUCCAGAGGCCGGGAUCGGUGCUGCUGCCCGGGCCCUGCGCAACGAGCUCCGGGCUCUGACGGGGGACAAGUUCCGGGAUCUGAUCGGAUAUGCGGAGCGGACGGCGCUCGAGGCCCAUACGCGCCUGAACAUUCUGGAGUCGAUGGCGACGUCGGGGAUCAUCUUGACCAGUCUCUUCAAGAUGGACCUGCACGCCAUGGACUUUGGCCCUGCGUUUGACGACGGCCGUAUCAAGGCGCUGCGUCUCCCUGCGCGGGGUACGCAGGCCGGCGCUGUCAUUGUGAUGCCCCGCGUACCGGAUGGCAGCUGUGAGUUCAUGGUCACGGAGCAGGAGAGCACGAUCCGUUGUCUUCAGGAGGAUCCGCUUUUUGCCCGGUUGACCACCGAAGAUCCGGUCCUUGUUGAGGCCCCAGCGGAGGAGUCGACGGAGACUGUCGCUAAGGUCAACGGAACGGCUCACGAGCAGCAGCCUGUUGCCAACGGUGUUGCUCCAGACCAGGCAAUCCCCUCUGUACCGGAGCCACGCAAUGACGAAGCCAAUGGCUCACUCGCCGCUCCCCCGCUUGAGGCAGCAACCAACGGCCUUGCUGACAUGCAAAUCAUCCCCGCCCCUACAAAAGCCCAUUUGACACUCGUGGUUACCCAUGUUCCAGCCGCCCACACGGGCGUCGUCAAAAUCAUUCAGCUGCGCCGCCCAGAGGCCAAGAACGCCAUCUCCUGGCAGAUGCUCCGCGAGCUCAGCAGCGAGAUUGAAGAGGUCCACCGCGAGAGCCACACAAAUGGAACCCGGGCCCUGAUCAUCGCCAGCGCCGUCGAAGGCAUCUUCUGUGCCGGUGCAGACCUCAAGGAGCGCAAGCAGAUGACGCUGCCCGAAACCCGGUCCUUCCUGGCUAGCCUGCGCACCGUCUUCUCACGACUCGCAGCCCUGCCCAUCCCUUCUAUCGCCUGCGUCUCGGGAAGGGCACUGGGCGGGGGGCUGGAGCUGGCGCUGUGUUGCCACCUCCGGGUGUUCGCCGCCGAUGCGCUUGUGGCGUUGCCGGAGACAAGACUAGCGAUCAUCCCGGGUGCAGGCGGUACAUAUCGGCUGCCGAACAUCGUGGGUGUGUCCAACGCACUGGACAUGGUCCUCACGGGGAGGCUGGUGCCGGCCAAGGAGGCUGCUGCCAUGGGACUGUGUAACCGACUUGUCGCCGCGGAAACCGCCGAAGAGCCCCAGAAGGAUCUGGUCCUGAAGGCCGGCCUUGGGUUGGCGGAGGAUAUAUGCAACUCAGGACCAUUGGCGGUGCGAGCGGCCAUCAGUGCGUUGACGUAUAGCUGUGAGGCCGUGGAGAAUGCAGCUUAUGACUCUGUCCUCAUGACCAAGGAUCGCACUUUGGCUCUGGAGGCAUUCAGCGAGAAGCGGAAACCUAUACUGAUUGGAGAGUGA
Aspergillus clavatus NRRL 1 is the source of this 2415-nucleotide messenger RNA. Its product is annotated as putative enoyl-CoA hydratase/isomerase family protein. The record is from RefSeq and is a predicted model, not a curated record. Gene Ontology annotation, molecular function: enoyl-CoA hydratase activity. Gene Ontology annotation, cellular component: mitochondrion. The transcript has a single exon. Bases 1 to 2415 code for a protein of 804 amino acids. Gene Ontology annotation, biological process: fatty acid beta-oxidation. NCBI's taxonomy places the organism in Eukaryota, Fungi, Ascomycota, Eurotiomycetes, Eurotiales, Aspergillaceae.